Molecule: messenger RNA, 270 nt
Organism: Staurois parvus
Lineage: Eukaryota; Metazoa; Chordata; Amphibia; Anura; Ranidae
Source: the annotation of a GenBank genome assembly
CACCUGCGAGGAGGCAGGACCGAGCGGCCCCGCGAACAUCGAGAAUAGUGCCCCAUCAUUGGUGUCACUGAUACUAAUGAUGGGGCAUUAUUUCUCCCACUGACACCAGUGAUGGCGCACUAUUCCUCCACUGACAACAAUGAUGGGACACUAUUCCUCCCCCCACGGACACCAAUGAUGGGGCACUAUUCCUCCCCCCCACUGACACCAACAGUGGGGCACCAUUCCUCCCCCCCACUGACACCAACGAUGGGGCACUAUUCCACCCCC